This is a messenger RNA of Lymnaea stagnalis (great pond snail), 621 nucleotides long. Lineage: Eukaryota; Metazoa; Mollusca; Gastropoda; Lymnaeidae. The record is from the annotation of a GenBank genome assembly.
UUCGAGAGCGUGACCUGCGGCCCGCGCGGUGUUUACAACUACACUUCCGGCACGUGCGACUGCCCGCUGGGAUGGACAGGUCUGUUUUGUGACGUGGCUCCGGCCGACUGCGGCUUUCUCCUGGCCGGGCGGUACCCGGCGGGACGGUACCUCGUGGAGGUGAGGCUGUCGAGGCUGGUCAACGUGACGUGCGAGGUGACCAGCGGCUCCUGUAGACUGCUGCUGGCCAGCAACAGCGGUCGGUCGAACCACAACAAGACGUGGGCAGAGUACGUCGCGGGCUACGCCAUCGACGGGAACAACUUUUUCCUAGGUCUUGACAGCAUCCACACGCUCACGGCAUCCGGAAGUAGAGGGCUGAAAAUCGACGCCGUCUUUGACGAAGCCAGCAACACAUUCCUGACCUGGACGUACGCUGGGGUGGCCGUUUCGGGCCCACUUUCUAGGUACGCGAUAACGUACACUUCAGCCUCGUGCCAGGGGUCAAGCCAGAGUUUUUGCAGCUCGAGCCUACCCAAGUGCAUCGUGCCGAUGAUGGUGUUCUCAACCUACGACGUCGCUUUGAACCUCCUGAGUGUCGUGACCGGCCCCGCUGUCCAAGCGGUGGCGGGUUGGUGGUUC